AUGGCAAACUUGCCCUCCCACGCCUCCCCUUCCUUCGCCGCUCAACCGCCGCCCUCCGAACCCGUCGAUGAUCUAUCGCUUGAGUCUACAACGGCGGCUGCGCCCCUGCCGACCAGUCGAGUAGAUGAGCUUCGUGCCGAUGCUCAGUCCGACAAUGCCGAGCAUGGCCCAGGCGACGUCACGCCUGCCGUGCCGGCCUCGCUCUUGUCACCUUCCUUCACCCCGCCAGCAACGCCCGGGGGCACACUCAACACGGCGCAAUUGCUGCAGCAAGUCCAGCUACCGCAGCCGACAUCGACCUCGAAACCCCCGAAACUACUUUCCUGCCUUCCCAACGUCGAAUGUAUCGUCCGCGCUCGGAUCCCCACCACCAACGGCGCGGAGAUGUUUCUUCACCUCUACCGCAAUGAUUUAGAUAACAAGGAGCACCUGGCAAUUGUGUUCGGAAACACUAUCCGGAGUCGGAGUCUGGACCAAGUCCGCCCGGGGGAGACCGAAAUGGAUCGCAUGAUUCGUGGGGCAUACGUCGGCACCCUUCAUCCCGGGCGGGUGAGUAGUUGGUACGAUAGCGCGCAAGCCGAGAGUGAGGGACAGGGGGGAUUUGCUCCCACCGAUGGUCCUGUAUCGGAUCAACCCGAGGUCCCCCGAAGCAGCCCCAGCCAAGCGCCGCUGGUGAGAAUUCACUCGGAGUGCUAUACCGGCGAGACGGCGUGGUCGGCCCGUUGCGACUGUGGUGAGCAGUUGGAUGAGGCCGCGCGACUCAUGUCUUUGCCGAUGGAGACGCUGGCCGCAGUCGCUUCUCAGCAGGACCUCACUGUGCCUUCGAACGCGUCUGGCGGUGUCAUCAUCUACCUCCGGCAGGAAGGUCGCGGGAUCGGGUUGGGAGAGAAGUUAAAGGCGUAUAAUCUCCAAGAUUUGGGGUCAGAUACCGUCGAGGCCAAUCUGCUGCUUCGUCAUCCGGCCGACGCCCGGAGCUACGGUCUGGCGACGGCAAUGCUGGCCGAUCUUGGUUUGGGGGUUGAUUCGAACCCCCAUGGAAUUCGGUUGUUGACGAACAACCCGGACAAGGUGCGAGCCGUUGAGGGACCCAACCGAGAAGUGGUCGUUAAGGAACGAGUUCCGAUGAUUCCACUGGCAUGGAGAUCGGGCGGAAAGAUGGGCAUCAAGAGUUCCGAAGUCGAAGGGUAUUUAAGAACGAAGAUUUCCAAAAUGGGCCACAUGAUUCAGUGA
This is a messenger RNA of Aspergillus melleus, 1230 nucleotides long. RefSeq names its product GTP cyclohydrolase II (gene RIB1). Gene Ontology annotation, biological process: riboflavin biosynthetic process. Gene Ontology annotation, molecular function: GTP cyclohydrolase II activity. The coding region runs from base 1 to 1230 and encodes 409 amino acids. Lineage: Eukaryota; Fungi; Ascomycota; Eurotiomycetes; Eurotiales; Aspergillaceae. The record is from RefSeq and is a predicted model, not a curated record. The transcript is spliced from 2 exons.